Molecule: messenger RNA, 1188 nt
Organism: Vanessa atalanta (red admiral)
Lineage: Eukaryota; Metazoa; Arthropoda; Insecta; Lepidoptera; Nymphalidae
Product: alpha/beta hydrolase domain-containing protein 17B
Exons: 5
Coding region: 154-1017 (287 amino acids)
Biological process (GO): protein depalmitoylation
Cellular component (GO): plasma membrane; endosome membrane
Molecular function (GO): palmitoyl-(protein) hydrolase activity
Source: RefSeq, a predicted model, not a curated record
UUUUAAGUAUUUAUAUUCGUCAAUUAUCAAUUUCAAAACGAAACCAGGCUUGAAGGACUCUCUCCAAGGCCCUAAAUAAAAAUUAAAUAUCAUAAAAAAUGGCUGAAAUGUUGUCUAACUGUCAAAAUCAGUGAAAUCUCUUUUAUUUUCGCAAUGACCUGUAAUUCUUUCAGUGAACUCUGUUGCCUGUUUUGUUGUCCGCCAUGCCCAGGGAAAAUCGCGGCUAAGUUAGCAUUCCUGCCUCCUGAACCCACGUAUGCAUUCACACCCGAUGAGACUGGAUCCAAAUUCUCGUUAACUCUUACUGAGCGUGCGGAAUGGCAAUAUUCAGAACGUGAAAAAGAAAAUAUCGAAGGGUUUUAUUCGAGAACUUCAAGAGGCAAUAGAAUAGCUUGUCUCUUUGUUCGAUGUAGCCCUAAUGCUCGGUUCACAAUAUUGUUCUCGCAUGGAAACGCUGUAGAUCUGGGACAGAUGAGUAGCUUUUAUUUAGGUUUAGGUACUAGAAUAAAUUGUAACAUAUUCAGUUAUGACUAUUCUGGUUAUGGUGUGAGUGGUGGAAAGCCCUCCGAAAAAAAUUUGUAUGCUGAUAUUGAUGCUGCAUGGCAGGCUCUACGGACUCGAUAUGGAAUCAGCCCAGAGAAUAUAAUACUGUACGGGCAAAGUAUUGGUACAGUGCCUACAGUAGACCUUGCAGCCCGUUAUGAAGUUGGGGCAGUUGUCCUUCAUUCACCUCUGAUGUCUGGCAUGCGUGUAGCCUUCCCUAAUACUAAGAGGACUUGGUUUUUUGAUGCAUUUCCAAGUAUUGAUAAAAUCCCCAAAGUGACCUCGCCGGUUCUUGUUAUUCAUGGAACUGAAGAUGAGGUGAUAGACUUCUCUCAUGGACUCGCCAUAUAUGAACGAUGCCCACGCGCCGUAGAGCCAUUAUGGGUAGAGGGUGCUGGACAUAAUGACGUGGAGCUCUUUAACCAAUACUUAGAAAGACUGAAACGUUUCGUCUCAGUCGAAUUGCUCAACUGACAAAGACUGCCGGCCACGGGCCAGACGACUCAAGGAGAAGAUCAAAACCCUGCAUCCACACUCAGUUCCGGAACCUCGAGUUCGGCGACAGAGAGACUCCUCUAGCUAGCGGGGGCCGGGCCCUGUCGGGCCGGCCCCGAAAAGAAUGUUAUCAGUCUGGAUGGUUCCGCG